Messenger RNA from Suillus clintonianus, 4149 nucleotides. RefSeq lists its product as uncharacterized. The record is from RefSeq and is a predicted model, not a curated record. The transcript has 9 exons. NCBI's taxonomy places the organism in Eukaryota, Fungi, Basidiomycota, Agaricomycetes, Boletales, Suillaceae. The coding region runs from base 1 to 4149 and encodes 1382 amino acids.
AUGCCCAACAUCAUGCCAGCAGACUCUGAGUCCGGUUUUAAUUUUACGUUUGAUGCCUCGAGUUUGAUUGGUGCCUCAGCACAUGACUUUAAUAAUGACUUUAAUCCAUCACAGCGGCCUGGCGCAACACUUUUCACGGCUUAUCAGUAUCUGUCUGUUGAUCCGACUCCAUCUGACUCCGCCUCGAGUUUGACACGCAUAGUCCAUCCCUCUCGUUACACGCCGUCUCAUUCUUUGCUUCCAGCUUUAAGUUCUCAAUCUUCGUCCGACUCCAGCAAUCUCACUUCAACUCUUGACCCAACCACCAAGGAACACCUCUUAAUGGAGGCUACUGGCAAAGCUUUUCUUACACUUUUUCAAUACAAUGAACUCGAGGUCCAAGUCAACGACUCAAAAGUCUGGGAACUGCGUUGUCCUCGCGGGUGUUGGAUCAAGUCUGGUAUUCGUAGCCAUGUCAAGCUCUCGAGUCGUGGUCAAUUCAUGGCCUUAGAACAGCACUAUGGUGCUUGUCGCAAUCGAAAACUACAGGUUCGCAGUGCCAUUAGGGAAUCUCGAGUAGCACUUGCUGUUCUUAGGCCUACUCUGUCGCAAGUACCCGUCAUACCCACUGCUGCUGCUACUCCUCCCAGUGGUACAUCGGAGGAUUCGGUUCCCACUGUGAUUGCGCUGUCACCUUGUCCGGGCUUCCACAUCCUUAAUUGGCCCACGUCUGAUGGCACACCUGUACAAGCCAAUCUUCCAUGGCUACGUACAGCGGAGGGACUGGACAAACUCUCAUUUGACCUUGAGGUUGUCUCUCACAAGGCGCUUGCACGCUCUUUUGACUGCACUGGUCAGGCUGGUGAUGAUGCUGGACCAUGUGACUUUUGUGCUCACCUCGAGCCAAAAGUCAAGGUACUUGCGGAGAACGCGAGAACUCGUCGACCACACACCCGCCAUAGUCUUCUCACUCCGGUUCAACUUCUCGACAUUAUAUGUGAGCGUGAUCAGAACACGAACACUUUGAAGUUACAGAGUUUGAAUGACAGACACAAAAUCAAGCGCCUGCUUUCCACACUGGAAGAUCACACUUCACUGGUCAUGGCACUGUCCCAGUGCGACAUACCCUGGCUUCGCAACCUUCUCCAAACUGCACUUCGGAAUGGUACCAGCAUCCAUACAAUACUUCGGAUGAUUGAAGAGGCCAUUGAGCAUGGUUACCGACCACGAGGACACAGUCAAGAGGCCAUUGACCUUGCCGUUCUCGCCGUCCGGCUUGGUGGCCGGAAUCUGCUUUAUGCCUUGAACCAGCGGCUCACACUCCCAUCACUACACACUCUCCGCAACCAUAUGUCUUUUGUCAAAAUCAUUCCAACUAUCAGUCGGAUCUCAACCAUGACCAUCCAAGAGAAUAUCAAGAACCUUGUUAUUGUUCCUCGUCAGAACGCUGCAUCAACAAAAAUGCGUGGUGUCAGCAUGAUGAUCGAUGAAACGGCACAGGAGGAAGCAGCCGUCUAUAUAUCACAAUUGAACAGUGUAGGCGGUCUAUGCUGGACGCACUCGAAUCUUGUCAACACAACACUUCACACGUAUCAGUCUGCCCUUGGGAUUGCUGAGGCGCUGAAGUCUCAGAAGGUCCACGUUGGAAAGGAGGUGACUGUCGCGGGAGCUCACAUAUUUGGCGAAGAGGGAGUUUAUCCUGUCCUGGCAGCGCCCACUUGCAAGAGUGAGAGCGCUGCUGACAUGGAGUUCAUUUUCAAGACUAUCCUCGAAUCCUGGGAUAAUUCUGGAGCGGCUCAGCAGGUUGGACCAGCUUGGUCAUUUGCAACUGACGGUGACGCUAUGCGCCGCAAGGCUGGUGAAGUGACACUAGACUUUGACUACAAACAUAUCAUGAAAUGCUAUUGUACCCUCCUCCGAUCUCGUGCUGGUAUGCAUCUUAACAAUGGUCGCUGCAUCAAUGCAACCAUGAUCGAACACUACCUUGUCUGGCUGCCUGAUGUAGAUGAAAGUCGUGCUCGGAAGCUUGUUUACCCCGACGAUCCCCAGGACGUGCCUCGUGCGGUGGAACUCAUGGGUGCUGUCAUCAAACUCGCAUCACUGCCGAACAUCCCCGACGACGUCAAUGUCAUUGCUGACUUCGACACAAUCAAACUUUUAGCUGAAAUUCUCCGCAGUCUCCUCAAUCCAUUCAUCGAUGUCAACCUCUCACUGACUGAGCAAGUCGUGCACUUGAGCCGCUUCGCUCAUCUCCUCUUUGCAUGCUACCGUGAUCAACGACGUGGGCUGAUGCCUAACCAGCUAUACUACGACUCUGAGACAUUUGCCAAGAACGUGGUCUUCUGCAUCCUGAAGCAACAGAAGCUCGAUCCAUCUGAACGUUUUUUCUUUCUCAAUGUCGGGGAUGAUGCACUCGAACUCGAGUUUGCAUUCCUCCGAAUGUGCGGGGGGCACAACAACGCAAUGAACUACAAACAAACCUUAUUUUCCCCAGGCUCGGGCAUAGACCUACUGUACCCUGCUAUUCAUGAAGAGGAUGACGAAGACAUAUCACUCCUUGCACCUCCUCCCAACAUCGACACACUCCAGCAAGAUGUCGUGUCCAGCGAGACCGCAGACACCAUCAGCAAUGAUGACGACGAGCCGCCACUCACCUUUGAGGAAUCACUUGCCAACACACUUGACGCCGAGCACGAGGAUGGAAACGGUUUGGUGGAUGAGCCCGAGGAUGAUGAAAAUUCCCCCUCACCUACUUCUCCCCCCAAUGGGCCAGGAAUCCGUGCUGAAGACUACCUCUGGUGCAUGAACAAAUGGGUCCACAAGUCAUCGGUUGUCCGUAUCACGAUCACCCUAGAUUUCACUCCCAAAGCCCAGACUCGUUUGCUCCGUGUUCGCGGAUUCACGCCUGUGAACAAGGACUUCGAGAACACCAUGGAGGUUGGUCAGCUGCUUCACGGUGAUCAGUUCGUCACCGGUGAUCUCUUCAUCACGCUUCUUCGAACUAGCAUGAAGUCACUGGCUCUUGCUCUGGUUCGCGCUACCACCAUCUCUGAGAAUGGAGCCCCCAGGAGUAGAGUCAAAAUGGCAAUGCUGACGUCUCUCAAGGGCAAUGUGAAAGUCGCCGGUGAAAUCAUGAUUCUUUUACCAUCAUCCUCGUCUUCAACCUUAUCGUGGAUCUGGAAUGGCGUGUAUCUUAAAACAGCAUCUGUCGUACCAGGAACAGAAAUUCAUACUCUCAAUGUCGUCACUGUCACUGUUCCAGGCUUCCUUGUUCAAACCGUCAAUCCUUGGGUCGUCAUUGCCGCUGAUCAUCUUGCACCUCAACACACCCAGGAGGUAAACUCCAAGGGCACAACAUGGUCACUCGACGACGAGGACCUACAAUCUGCCGUUGCACUACUCUGGAACAAAACUGUCAACUCCAAAGUUCCCCUCAGUUCGAUCUCAAGUCUCAAUUCUGAAAGCUCUGUUUUUCCCUACAAGUCUCAUGAUGGUUCUGAUGCUCUUAUUUGUGCCGCCGGCACUGAGUUGCUGUUGACUACGGGACAUGGCAAGACGGUCAUGAGCGCAUGUCCGGACAUCCGUUCGCACAUGGGUGUGCAUAUUCUCCGUGCAGCUCGUAAGGUCGCCAAUAUUGUUGUCAAUCCCAUCAACGGCCCGUUGCCUUGUGGCUUCUGUGGCGACUCAAACAACCCCGACUGCGCACUUACAUUCAAGGAGACAGCUCGCAAGAUCAUGUGGGAGUCAAAGUGCCCACGCAAAGAGACCUUCCAGUAUGGGAGCACUAAUAAGGGCUCUGACAGCCGCCCGUGUCGUAAUGUCCCCGUCGUCUGCCAGAUAUGUGUCCAUCUCGGUCGUGCUACUGAUUGGUGUCCAGCGGUCUGGCGUUAUAACCUCGAAGCCCAUAUUGACCUGCAGCACUCUGAAUAUGCACAACCUGGUAGGCCAAUUGGACUUCCCCUUCCCCGCGCUGUGUAUGAUUCGCUUGCUCUCACUCCUGCCGAAGAAAAAAAGGCCGGAGUCGCUUCUCGACCCGUAUUUGAGUUCAUCCAGGGCAAGGAGAAUAUCCCUGGACCUGACAGUUCAUCUGCUGUUACCCAGAAGCGGAAGGCCAAUGCUCAGAAGUUUUCCUCUGCCGCUUCGGUGGCUAAGAGAGUUCGUCAAGGUUGA